ACCUGUUCCCAAGAACUACCAACACAUCCUGGCCUUGGCAUUUGCCAUUCAAGAGAUCAACAAAGACCCACAGCUUCUCCCCAACAUCACCCUGGGCUUCCGCAUCUACGAAGAGAAUCAGUAUGCAAGCAUGGCCCAAGACGUCAGCCUGUCUCUGCUCUCCAGCCGGGGAAAAUUGUUCCCUAACUUUAAGUGUGACAUACAGGAUAACCUUCUCUCUAUCCUUGGGGGUCUCAACUCCAGAAUCUCAUACCAGAUGGCAACCAUAUUAGGCAAUUUCAAGAUUUCUCAGCUAGGUUAUCGCUUCUCUGACCCGGUUUUGAGGGAUAAGACUCAGUUCCCCACCUUCUACCAGAUCGAUCCUCAGUAUCACCUACAGAAUGCAGCCAUUGUCCGGCUCCUUCUGUAUUUCCAGUGGAACUGGAUUGGGGUGGUUGUUCAGAGGUCAGAGAGCAGUGAUCACUUCAUCCAAAUUUUUAAUACCACCCUCGCCCAAUAUGACAUUUGUGUGCAAUUUGCAAAACAGAUCCUUAACCAAAUCUCUUUGUUCAAUGAAUUGCACAACGAUCAAGUUGAUGUGCUAUGGACCAUUUUGAACAAUGAUGCUCAAGUUGUGAUUAUCUCAGGGGAUUCAAAUACUCUGCAAAACCUUAUAGCAGCCCUCUACAUUUAUGAAGAAGAGAAUCAAGCUACUUCUGGGAAGGUCUGGAUCCUGACCACCCAAUGGGAAUUUUCAGCGAUUGGCUAUCACUACGAUUGGGUGAAAUUAAAAUCCAUCCAUGGCGCUUUGUCCUUCACGGUUCACACAAACCCAGUGCCAGGAUUCAAAGAUUAUCUCUGGGCUCUGAAUCCACAUGAACCCCAUGGAGAUGUCUUUCUCCCCGAAUGGUGGGAAGUUGUAUUUGACUGUCAGGUUUUGAAGGCAGGUGUGGGCUCACCUGAUGGCCAAAGGGUUUGCACAGGAGAAGAGAACCUGGACACCCUCCCAGCCUCCCUCUUUGAUGGAAAGAUGACCGGUUUCAGCUACAGCAUCUACAAUGCUGCCUAUUCUGUGGCACAUGCAUUACAUCGGUUGGAAUCACAAUGGGCAUUGAAGAGAAGGGGAAAGAAGCCACACUUUUACCUCUCUGUGAAGCCCUGGCAGAUCCACACCUUCUUGAAAAACUAUGCCUUUAACAACACUGCUGGUGAGAAAGUCUCCUUUUCAGAAACUGGGAUGAAAUAUGCAGGAUUUGACAUCCUCAACUGGAUCGUCUUUGCAAAUAUGACGAUCCUUCAACAGAAAGUCGGAUGGGUUGAUAUGGAGGUUCCUUCAGCUGAAGGCUUCAGCAUCAAUCCUGAUGCCAUUGUAUGGGCUAAUCAGACAAAGCCUUUCUCCCGAUGUGUGCAGUACUGCCUUCCAGGACAGGUCAGGAAAGUUGCAGAGGGGAGGCUCAUUUGCUGCUACGAAUGUAUUUCUUGCCCAGAAGGGACCAUUUCUAAUCAAACAGAUGCACCUCGCUGUGACCCCUGCCCUGAAGACCAAUACACCAACAAGGAAAAGGACCAAUGCAUUGCCAAGAAGAUCCACUUCCUUGCCUAUCAAGACACCCUGGGAUACACUUUAGUUUUUCUCACUCUUUCUCUUUCCAUGAUCACAAUGGCAGUUCUGGCAAUUUUCCUUAAACAUCGUGACACACCGAUUGUUAAGGCCAACAACCGAGAUCUCACCUAUAUCCUUCUGUUCUCCCUCCUGCUCUGCUUCCUCUGCUCCUUCCUCUUCAUUGGUCAACCAGGGAAGAUCACCUGUCUCUUCCAACAAUCUGCCUUUGCCAUUCUCUUUUCCCUUGCGGUUUCCUCUGUGUUGGCAAAAACUGUUAUGGUGGUUCUGGCCUUCAUGGCCACCAAGCCAGGGAACAAGACAAGGAAACUGUUAGGAAAGCCAUUGACCAACUCCAUUGUCAUAGCUUGUCCCCUGGUCCAAGCCCUUCUUUGUGCCAUCUGGUUAGUAACCUCUCCCCCAUUUCCCAACUUGGACUUCCACUCCUUGGUAGGAGAGGGCAUCUUGGAAUGUAAGGAAGGCUCAACUUCAAUGUUUUACACUGUCCUUGGCUACCUGGGAUUCCUGGCCCUCAUCAGUUUCACAGUGGCCUUUCUGGCUAGGAAAUUGCCUGAUAGUUUUAAUGAAGCCAAGUUCAUUACUUUUAGCAUGCUGGUCUUUUGCAGUGUUUGGAUCACUUUCGUCCCCACCUACCUGAGCACCAAAGGGAAAUCCAUGGUGGCUGUGGAGAUCUUCUCCAUCUUGGCCUCUGGGGCUGGUCUCUUGGCUUGCAUCUUUUCCCCCAAAUGUUACAUUAUCCUACUGAGACCCCAACUUAACUCUGUCCAGAUUGGCAUAAGGCCAAACUGCUUCUGGAGGAGACCUUUCCAAGAACAAAAAGACUAUUACAAACCUGGAGAUCUUACUAUCGGUGGAAACUUCCCUCUCUCCCUAACUAUAGUUCUACAGCUCCCACACGAGCCUCCUGGUGAUUGGGAUAACCUUUCUCUACCUGUUCCCAAGAACUACCAACACAUUCUGGCUUUGGCAUUUGCCAUCCAGGAGAUCAACAAAGACCCACAGCUUCUCCCCAACAUCACUCUGGGCUUCCGCAUCUACGAAGAGAACCAUUAUGCAAGCAUGACUCCAGAUGUCAGCCUGUCUCUGCUCUCCAGUCGAGGAAAAGUGUUUCCUAACUAUAAGUGUGACACACAGGACAACCUUCUCUCUGUCCUUGGUGGUCUCAGCUCCAGAACUUCAUACCAGAUGGCAACCGUGUUUGGCAAUUUCAAGGUUUCUCAGCUAGGUUACCGCUUCUCUGACCCUGUUUUGAAGGAUAAGAACCAGUUCCCCACUUUCUACCAGAUCGAUCCCCAGUAUCACCUACAGAAUGCAGCCAUUGUCCGGCUCUUUCUCUGGUGGGAAGUUGUAUUUGACUGUGAGGUUUUGAAGGCAGGUCUGUCCUCACCUGAUGGCCGAAGGGUUUGCACAGGGGAGGAGAACCUGGCCACUCUCCCGGCCUCCGUCUUUGAUGGAAAGGUGACCGGUUUCAGCUACAGCAUCUACAAUGCUGCCUAUUCUGUGGCACAUGCAUUACACGCAUAUAUGGUGGAAUCACAAUGGGCAUUGAAGAGGGGCAAAAAGAUGUCACAAUUGUUCUGUGUGAAGCCCUGGCAG
Notechis scutatus (mainland tiger snake) is the source of this 3196-nucleotide messenger RNA. The record is from RefSeq and is a predicted model, not a curated record. NCBI's taxonomy places the organism in Eukaryota, Metazoa, Chordata, Lepidosauria, Squamata, Elapidae.